This is a messenger RNA of Saccoglossus kowalevskii, 1100 nucleotides long. Its product is annotated as condensin complex subunit 3-like. Lineage: Eukaryota; Metazoa; Hemichordata; Enteropneusta; Harrimaniidae. The record is from RefSeq and is a predicted model, not a curated record. Gene Ontology annotation, cellular component: cytoplasm; condensin complex; condensed chromosome. Gene Ontology annotation, biological process: mitotic chromosome condensation.
AAGGAUCACCAGGUGUACUGACACUCUGUAAAGUAUUGACACAACUAGAUUUGACAUCUAGUACUCAUUCUACAAUAGAAGAUCUACAGAUCCUUGUGAAACAAAUGUCUAUGGUAGUUGAUGACAAAGCUGCUAAGAAGCUGGUGCAGAAAUUUGAGACUCAGCUGAACCAGUUAGCAGAGAAAGAGGAAAAGCAAAGCAAUGAAAUAAAAACACCAGCAGCUGAGCCUGCAGAGAUCGAGACGAGCAAAGAUGAUGAGAAAAAGAAGUCUGAAAAAGAGAAUGAACAUCAGGCAAUGUCCUCUGAAGUCACUAUCACAGUAGAUGAACCUCCUCCCACGCCGACAACCCAGAAACCAACACCGGAUAUCCUAACAAGUAUAGAAGAGUCAGCUGCAGACCACACACCAAAGAGACAGACCAGAAGUAAAGGUAAGAACAAAGCCGGCAUAACAUUCCUUGGUUCAACUAGUAAGACAUCCUCUCUGAAAAGCAAAAGCAGUAAAGGUUCUAUACCUAUGGAAGAUGACAGUUGCAGUGACUUGGAGAAUGAUGUUUUUGUAACUCCAGCUCCACCAUCCUGUACUGUAACCAAGAAACAACCAUCAACACGAAAAUCACAACGAAAAUCUAAACCUCAAAAAGAGCUAGAUGUGGAAUCUCCAGUUGCAACUCGACGAAGCACUCGGCACAGCAGCCAACAAAAGACUGAUGCCAAAGCCAAAUUGGUACAGCUGUUGUCUGAUAGUGAUAGCCAUGCUGAUGACGAGCCAGAUCUUAAUAUUAAGAGGAGAACCAGAAGGAGCAAAACACUCUCUUCCAAGAGUUACAAAGUAUAGGGACUAGGUUCACCAGUUAACACUGCCAUACUGUACAAUACAAUAGACUAAUCCUCUAUUUCAGUAUUGACAUUUAUUGAACAAAAACUUGUUAAUACUGAAAUAUUUUGGUUGUUUGCAUCUAAAUUUAUUUGAUUACAUUUUUCUAUAUCAGUUUUAUUUUUCUGUCUUCUUGUUUCUAUUGGAUUAAUUUUGAUGUAUCUAUGACUACAAGUCAUUUUUAUAUUUGCUAUAUUCCAUAUUAAAAUCAUAGACCCAUCA